Messenger RNA from Arachis stenosperma, 3123 nucleotides. Its product is annotated as E3 ubiquitin-protein ligase UPL5-like. The transcript has 3 exons. Gene Ontology annotation, molecular function: protein binding; ubiquitin-protein transferase activity. Lineage: Eukaryota; Viridiplantae; Streptophyta; Magnoliopsida; Fabales; Fabaceae. Gene Ontology annotation, biological process: protein polyubiquitination; proteasome-mediated ubiquitin-dependent protein catabolic process; positive regulation of protein catabolic process. The coding region runs from base 167 to 2803 and encodes 878 amino acids. The record is from RefSeq and is a predicted model, not a curated record.
AAAAAAAAAAAUGCACCAAAAAAUAAACCCAAGAAAGUACCCAACCCUCUGAAUUCUCAAUUCUCUGUACGACUGCACACCGUUUGAUUGGCCUCAGCUCACAAACCCCAACUUUUCAACUGUUAAUGGCCUUCCUCUGCUGACCACCCGCGGCGGCGCAUACUUCAUGUCUUUCAUCCGUAACCACGGCGGAGUCUUCCACGGUGGCCCCACCACCGAUCACCACCUUCCAUCAAAACGCAAACUUGAAGACUCCGGCUCCCUCAUCGAUGACAGCAGCGACAGCAACGAUUUGAUGAGCGACUUAGUGUCGGUCAGAAUGAGAAAAGACGAAGGAGGAGCAGUGAAUUCAUGGUCUCCAAUUAGAACCCCUCUAAGCCCUCUUUCGGAGACCCAGUCCCAAAGGAGUUUGUCUAUUUGGCCACACUUGCAGUUCUUCGUUCGGAUGAUGUCUGAGGGCAACACCAUGGUCAUGCACGCUUUUCCGGAAGACAGCGUCAAAUCCAUCCACCAGCGAAUUCAGCACAUCAAGGGAAUUCCUAUCCAUGAACAGAGACUGAUCUAUAUGGGAAAGCAGCUUCAAUUUGAGCAGACUCUUGCAGAGUGUUCCAUUCAAAAUGAUGCCAGCCUCCAGUUAGUUGGUCGGAUGCGCAGCACGGAGCACCCGCAAGCCUGGCAGGUCAUGAACGACAUGAUUUCCGUUGUGUAUAGAAUGUGCAGAGGGGAAUCUCUCCCUAAUGCACUCAAGACCGUAAAAGGCCUCAUUGACAGUUACCUGAACAUGACCCCUAGAGACUGUGACUCUGCUUUGGGCUACUUCCAGAUUUUCAUGUCUUGUUCGGCACCCGCUGUUUUGGUCAUGCUCUACCUUUCUCCCUUUACAGGUAAUAAGGACUGUGCCGACUCUUCUGUUAGGCAUUUUGUGAAUUCUUGUCGUAGUACAUUGUCUGAGGAAUUGCAUAGCCAGUUUGCGCUUGUGGUGUUGGAGUUUUGCAAAUUGCUUAGGAGGCUGCACUGUGAUGAUCCUUUGUAUAUGUUUUGCCGGAGUACUUUGGGGUCCUUGUUGGAAACUGAUUGUGUGUGCUGUGGUACUACUGAGGAGGAUGUUAAAGGGUUGAUUUUGGUUCAAGAUAUAUUCCCAUUUGUCCGUGAGCUUGCCAAUAGCUUGUUGAGUGAUUUGGAUUUGAGUUUGGAAUCCCCAACCUAUGCUGGGCACUUGUACAGCGAUGUUAGAGAUCUUAGGGCAUUCUUGGUCCCGUUGAGAUCUGGAAUCAGUGUGCAACAAUCACUCAUGGUUUCUGCAACGGAUGAGGAGCGCCACACCGAUGCCAUGCUCACAGAAGAGAUUGAAAACCUUCAUUUUUUAUACAUUGAGUUGCUGAGCAAGAUGGACGAAUGCCUUAAAAAAGUGGAUAGCAGCUUAGCAGACCAGGAGAUAACAGAAUGGGAUACUCCUUAUAAUGCGUGGUCUCAGUAUCUUUCUAUUUUGAAGGAAUUACAUCAAAUCUCUAAGCUUUAUGAUGGUGCUGAAGAGGAACUUUGGAAUGUUUUAACACGUCAAAGAAGUGCAGUGUGUCAACUGAUUGUUAGGUAUGCAAAGAGGAAUGAUGAACAUCAUUGGAUUCUUGAACGCAAGUGUGUGACGAAUUUUGAAUCAAGAAGGCAUUUGGCGCUGCUGAUGCUGCCAGAGGUAAAAGAUGACUAUGAGGAGUUGCAUGAGAUGCUCAUUGAUAGGUCUCAGUUAUUGGCUGAAUCUUUCGAAUACAUAGGACGUGUGGAACCAGAAUCUCUACGUGGGGGCCUAUUUAUGGAAUUCAAAAAUGAGGAAGCUACUGGGCCGGGUGUACUGAGGGAGUGGUUUUUUCUGGUAUGUCAAGAAAUAUUCAAUCCGCAAAAUGCUCUUUUUGUCGCAUGCCCAAAUGACAAACGAAGAUUUUUCCCCAAUCCUGCAUCUAAAGUAGAUCCUCUGCACCUUGAAUAUUUCCGCUUCUCUGGUCGAGUUAUUGCAUUGGCUUUGAUGCAUAGGGUGCAUGUUGGUGUAGUUCUUGACCGUGUGUUUUUCCAGCAAUUAGCCGGAAAUGAAAUUACUUUAGAAGAUAUAAGGGAUGCAGAUCCACACUUGUAUAGUAGCUACAAGCAAAUAUUGGAGAUGGAUCCUGGUUUCAUUGAUUCAGAUUCAUUAGGACUGACAUUUGUUAGAGAGGUGGAAGAGUUAGGACACAGGGAAGUGGUUGAGCUGUGUCCCGGUGGGAAGAACAUCGUUGUACAUAGUAAGAACAGGGAAAAUUAUGUUGAUCUUCUUAUACAGGAUCAUUUUGUAACAUCUAUAUCUGAGCAGGUGUCACAAUUUGCCAAAGGCUUUGGUGAUAUUCUCUCAAACUCAAGCCUCGAGUCAUCAUUCUUUCAAAGUUUAGACCUUAAAGAUCUUGACUGGAUGCUGCAUGGGAGUGAAGAUAUCAUUUCUGUUGAGGACUGGAAAGCACAUACUGAGUAUCAAGGCUAUGAAGAGACAGAUCCUCAGAUAUCUUGGUUUUGGGAGAUUCUUGGGAGGAUGACAGGUGAAAAGAGAAGGGUACUUCUGUUCUUCUGGACGUCUGUGAAAUAUUUACCAGUUGAAGGCUUCCCUGGUUUGGCUUCGAGUCUCUCCAUUUACAGGUCCCCUGAACAUGAGGAUCACCUUCCGACAUCUCACACAUGUUUUUACCGGCUGUGCCUCCCAGCCUAUUCAUCGAUGGCCAUCAUGCAAGAUCGUCUUAAAGUUCUCACUCAAGACCACAUUGGCUGCAGUUUUGGUACUUGGUGAAUGAACAUACCUGCAAUUUGGAUACAAGUUGUUUUCACUGCACAUAGAGAUAUAUCGUUAUUCAGCAUGUGUACAGAUAGAUUAUAGGAGUAUUCCAUCUAUUACCUAAAUGGAUAUAUUGGGAGAAGGUUCACUAGUUCUUUUUCUCAUUGAUCUUAGUAAAAUGUCGAUAUAAAAGAGGUAUCAAUAAAAUAGGAUUAAAGAUUAUAUGUUCUAUCGUUAUAGGGAAUAGCUAGCUUCUAUGUACAUGUACUUGCGAAGUAUGCACUUGUAACUUGUAAGUUUGGGUUUAUGAAAAUCGUGCUCAGAGCAAUUUGUUC